AUUUUAAAUAUACUUUUCUAGGUUCAUGGAGUCUGUGUGGACUGUGUGUCUGAGGACAAUUCUAACAGGUUUGCUUUUAUUCUCUUCAACCAAGGAGUCCAGGAACAAUAUAAAGAGGGAAUAACUGGGUAGUUAAGAGAAAUUUGUGAACACAUUCUAAGUGGGGGGAGGGGGAUUAAUGGUUUUGGAAAAAUAUUGACAAGACUGAAUUGUUGUUUAGCUAGAUCAGUUCUCAAGCUUAUUGGUCUCGGAACCCUCUUGUGUUCUUAAAAGUUACAAAGGACUCCAAAGAUUGGUUAAUAGCUAUGUAUCUUUUAUUUAUGUUGAUAUUAACAUAUUAGAAUAAACGGGGAAAAUUUUAAAUUAUUAAUUUUAAAAUCAUAAGUUAUAAUUAAUAGUAAAUGAUAAUGAUAUGUUGACCUAAAUAACUUUAUGGAAAACAUAUUUUUCCUAAAUGAAAGAAAAUUUAGUGCAAAGAAUGGUGGUGUUUUACAGUUUUGCAAGUCUCUUUCAUGUCUGGCUAAUAGAAGACAGCUGGAUUUUCAUCUGUUUCUGAUUUCAGUCUGUUAUGAUAUCUUGUUUUGGUUGAAAUGUAUGAGAAAAUCCAGCCUAAUACAGAUAAGCAGUUGGAACAGGGAGGGGGCCCCCAGGGGUCUUUGGAUCACACUAUGAAAACUGCUGAAGGAGAUGAUUUCAACUUAAAAUCACUGAUGUUCUAAGCGAAAGAAAACUUACUCUUUUUUGGAACACCUCAUUCGCCUUACCUUGGUUCCCUUCAUUCAUUAUUUCUAAGUUCUUUUUCUGUUCUUAUUCAUCCUCCUUUCUUCUGUUGAGUGGCGGAUCUGACUUAUGGAACUUUCUUUUACUUUCAUACUUAAAACUUUAUUGAAUUUUCUCCCUCUCUGUUUCUUUUGAAGUAAAAACAAAAACAAAACCCCUCAAAUGUUCUAGAGCCCCCAGUUAUUUAGUAGCUAGUCAGAAUGAAAGUUGGUGGUAUUUUGUGUGCUUAUUAACUGUCUGGUUUUAAAAAUCUCUCUCUCUCUCUUUGUGCUUUGUUUUAAUAUUCCUCAUGUGGAAGGAGAAAAUUCAUCUGGAACAGAGGACCAGAGACUUGAGUUGUCAUAAAAGGCACAAAGAAAGUGUAGCUUCUGAGCUAAAUGAUGGCAACGUUGCAGAGUAAAGAAGAACAUGGGAAGGGGUCAAAGAAAACCUUCGCCCCACCUGUACAAAAAAUGCAUAGCCUGAUGUGCUAUAGCCCUAACUCACCCAAGGAGGAGACCCUGGGGAUCAGUUCCUCAAAGGACAGGUUAGAGAAGAAGGAGGAGAAAGCAACCACAGAAAAUGGUCCAAGCAGUGGCCAGGAGAAAAAAGGAAAGGCUAAAGACAAGAAAGCAGAGAAGAAAGCAAAGGAAAAAUUAAGUCUCACCAAUGCAGAAUUUGAGGAGAUUGUCCAGAUUGUGCUACGGAAGUCCCUCCAGGAGUGUUUGGAGACUUCCUGUGCCCAGCCCAUAAGACGUACCCAAUUAGACAAGGAACCAGGAAUUGCUUCCUCUACUGAUAAUGAUAAUGCUGAUGGAGAGAAGGUAAUGGUACCUCAUAUUCUAGAGAUUUCAGCCACUAAGGAAGCUGGAGUGACCUCUGUGAUAGAGACAUCUAAGCCAGGCCAGCCAGAUCCUCCACCUUCUGAGAAGAAAUUCAAUAGAUUCUCCUUAAGCAAAGGAAAGAAAGGAGCCCAAGAUGAGAAAAUGGAGAAAGCCCAAAGUGGACGUGAGCCCAGACAGAAAGCUCAACUGAAAAAAACAGUUCAAAAUCAUUCUCAGAUCAGAAACCAACAAAAAGGAGAAGGCAGUGGUUUUGGUCAGUGUCUCGUCUGGGUCCAGUGUUCCUCCCCAAACUGUGAGAAGUGGAGGCGGCUUUGUGGGAACAUUGACCCCUCAGUGCUUCCAGAUAAUUGGUCCUGUGAUCAGAAUACAGACUUGAAGUAUAAUCGCUGUGACAUCCCUGAGGAGUCCUGGAUAGGGCAUGAGAGUGAUGUGGCCUAUGCCUCCUACAUUCCAGGAUCUAUCAUCUGGGCCAAGCAAUAUGGUUAUCCUUGGUGGCCAGGCAUGGUAGAAUCUGAUCCUGACCUGGGGGAAUAUUUUCUUUUUGCUUCUCAUCUUGAUUCCCUGCCGUCUAAGUACCAUGUGACAUUUUUUGGAGAGACAGUUUCUCGUGCUUGGAUCCCAGUUAACAUGCUGAAGAACUUCCAGGAGCUGUCCCUGGAGCUAGCUGGAGUGAAAAGGUGCAGGAACAAGGAUUGCAGUCAGAAACUGGGAGUGGCCCUGACGAUGGCUCAGGAGGCAGAACAGAUCAGUAUUCAGGAACGGGUUAACUUAUUUGGUUUCCGGAGCCGAUACAAUGGAUCUGACAAUAGUCGGGAAGGAAAAGACAUAACGGUUACUGGGGCUAACAGCCCAGAUUCCCGCUUGGAGAAAGAAGGGGAAGAGGCCGUGUUGGAGGAGGUGGAGGAGGAGGAAGAAGAGGAAAAAGACUCAACUUUGCCCAGUCCCAAGCCAGCCAAAAUUCAGACAAAAAACCCCAAGGCAAGAGGCAUAGCAGAUGGACGAGAUGGGAUCCUGCAAAGCAAGACAACGAAGAGAUCUCUGGGAAAUGAAUCUGCAGCAACACCUGUACGCAUAAUGGGAAGGAAAGAAGGACACAGGAAUUCAGAGCCUGACCAGCCAGGCCCUAAGAAAAAAUUUAAAGCUCCCCAGAGCAAAGCUGCAGGAACCAACUUCCCUGAGGACAAAGAAGCUAGGAUGGAGCCAAAGGGCCUGCCCCCACCAGCUCAUCUUGGGGCUUGUCCCAUGGUGGGGAAAGAAGGCUCAAAGUGUCCUCAGGAGGCUGGAAGUGUCCUCCAUGACGAUGAAGCCUCCAGUGACCUGGACCUGGAGCAACUCCUGGAAGAUGUUGGAGAAGACCCGGAGCAGCUGGAGGAGCCACAGUGUGGAGAUGACCCUGGGGAGUUCACCACGACCUUCUUUGAGGAAUAGCUGUGUGCUCCUGCCUCACCCGCUUCCACAGGAGCAGCAGAGAGAGCCCCUCAGAGGGUCCCUGAGAAGCUACUAAGUGUGGGGUUUGUUCCUCAGCUACAGGUCAAUUGGCUAAAGUCACGGCUCUGCAGUUUAUGUGUUAAUAAAACAGGUUACUGGCUUAAGUGG
Lynx canadensis (Canada lynx) is the source of this 3200-nucleotide messenger RNA. RefSeq names its product zinc finger CW-type and PWWP domain containing 1 (gene ZCWPW1). Gene Ontology annotation, cellular component: nucleus. Bases 1158 to 3032 code for a protein of 624 amino acids. The transcript is spliced from 17 exons. The record is from RefSeq and is a predicted model, not a curated record. Gene Ontology annotation, molecular function: zinc ion binding. Lineage: Eukaryota; Metazoa; Chordata; Mammalia; Carnivora; Felidae.